Molecule: messenger RNA, 1027 nt
Organism: Mollisia scopiformis
Lineage: Eukaryota; Fungi; Ascomycota; Leotiomycetes; Helotiales; Mollisiaceae
Exons: 4
Coding region: 64-939 (291 amino acids)
Source: RefSeq, a predicted model, not a curated record
AAUAUCGCUGCUGUCGCAUUUAGUUCUGGUAACACUCGAGUAUAUUACCAAGAUAGUGCGGGCAUGCUGAUUGAGGCGGCAAAGUCAACCAGCAGCAGUCCCUGGGGCAUUACCAAGGUUGGAUUGCUAGAGAAGAAUAAUAGUGCAUUAGCAGCCGCCGUUUCACGUCCUGGAUUUCCAGCGGAAAUCAGUGUCUUCUACACCGACAACAAUGAAGUGCUUCAUGACCUCAUCUACAAUUCCACCUCUCAGAAAUGGAAUCAAGGUAUUAUAUCUCAAAAGAACUACAAAGCUUACCCCAAUUCCACCAUGUCUGCUAUGUACAACCAAUGUCGACUCUGUUCCAAUACUUUAUUCAUGACUUUCCAAGACCAAAAUGGCUUCGUACAAAUGGCCAAAUUCCAGGACUCAGGAUGGACAUCGUCCCAGCUUGAUGUUGAUCCUGUUCUUCGGACAGGACUAGCUUUGCUGCCAUCCUACAAGGCCAACCGGACAGACAAUAUUAUGCUUUUUCACCAGAAGAGUAGUCUGGCUAUCAGUCUUGCGAAUUGGGACUCAGUUUCGGGAUGGAACUUUAGUAAAGAAAUAUACAGUCAAGCUCCAAGGGGGACACCUAUUGCUGCUGCGUCGUCGUACUCCAAUGUUACGGCAGGAUAUGAGACUUGGAGACAACUGUUGAAAUUGUCUAAGGAAGGCGUAGAAGUCAGCACUUGGUCAGGAGCUCAGAAUGAUUGGCUCGGAUAUGACUACAAUCACACGGCUUUUGCGAACGAGACUGGAACAAAUGUCAAAACGUAUGGUUCCCUUGCAGUCACUGCUAUUGGCAGUGCAUAUGCAGUCGUUGAGAGUCCUCCUGGAAACUUCUCCAUCCAGUCAUAUCAGAUGAGUGACAGAUUGAAUGGUUGGCAGAGAACAGGGAAUGUGACUACUUGGGAUUGAAGGUGCGACUUCAAAGGAUGCAGGAUAACAGAUCAAGAGGAACAGAGGGUCAGAAACAAAAGAUCACGAGUUUGAAGGAUAAUAACGG